CCUAAGCGGAUCCCUGCGCCACUGGUCUGGAUAAACUCUCUUUGCAAUUCGGAGCGACUCCGAUAUUCUGCAGCCAUGGCCAGCCGCGUUGUGAAGUCUGUGCUCGAUCAGGGCAGUAGGAGGGUGUGGUCUCCAGUCUCCAGAGCUGUGCGGGCGAUGUCAUCAGGGACGGGGUCUGGGGCUAGCCCCUCCCACACCUACGAGACGCUGCGGGUGAGCCAACCACGACAGAGUGUGAUCCACGUGGAGCUCCACCGGCCCGAGAAACGAAAUGCCAUGAACCAAGCGUUCUGGAGGGAGAUGGUCGUGUGUGUUGAUUGUGUGUUGAUUAUGUCUUUCAGGGAGAUGGUUCCUGCUAGGGGCACUGAGAGCCCCCCUGGCCUGCCAUUGCGAGUGUGCCUGAGCGCUGACCUCAUGAAUACAGAACUCUGA
This is a messenger RNA of Polyodon spathula (Mississippi paddlefish), 432 nucleotides long. RefSeq names its product delta(3,5)-Delta(2,4)-dienoyl-CoA isomerase, mitochondrial-like. The transcript has 4 exons. Gene Ontology annotation, molecular function: delta(3,5)-delta(2,4)-dienoyl-CoA isomerase activity. The record is from RefSeq and is a predicted model, not a curated record. Gene Ontology annotation, cellular component: mitochondrion. The coding region runs from base 76 to 432 and encodes 118 amino acids. Lineage: Eukaryota; Metazoa; Chordata; Actinopteri; Acipenseriformes; Polyodontidae.